Messenger RNA from Klebsormidium nitens, 2002 nucleotides. The record is from the annotation of a GenBank genome assembly. Lineage: Eukaryota; Viridiplantae; Streptophyta; Klebsormidiophyceae; Klebsormidiales; Klebsormidiaceae.
ACGGCUAUCAGAUUGACAGGUUGCUCCGCUUUCAGCGCCAUCUUCCUCAACGAACCCCUGCACCCAUUGCUACGUGCGUAGCGGAUAAACUGUCUCUGAUUCUGAGGCCAAUCAGCAAAGUCCCACUCAAGGCACCCUGUGAUGCGCACCAGCUCUUGAAACCUCCUGCAGACAGCCUCCAGCCGCAGUCUGUCCUGAACCUGAUCUUGCAAGAGACACGGCUUUCACAACGCUCUCUCAAAGAUGCUCUCAAGCAACGCAUCACAAAGACGGUCGAAGCAAUUCUCCUUUGGGGCCAUUGGUCAGGCGUCUCAUGCUCUGCUGGGUGAAAUGAAUGCACCUGCAACCCACCUGCAAGUGCAUUGCUUUGAAGCUGACGAUGAAUGUCACUCUGGCUCCAGCCUUCAGACUUCUGGCCGCAACUUCCAGCCGCAACUUCAACUUCAAGCUGCUCGUCAAUCUGAAUGCAGCUUCAACUUUCAGUGACAUCAGCUAGCGCCAAAUUCUUUGCGGCUUGAGUGAUCCCCCAAGCACGCAUGCGAGCGCGUUUUGUGGCCCCCAGGACUGUGACUCGAGCAGGAAGGACAGGGAACUGGAACUUGAAGCCUUCGGGAUGAAAAAGGAGGGACGAAGGAGAAAGGCGCUGGCAAUCCGUGAUGAGCAGAGCGCUUCACAUUGGCAGGCCCUCUCUCUUGAAGAUAGGAUCUGCUGGCUUUAAAAGUGCUUCCGGAGAGGGGCCAGUAGCGCCUAGUUUGAGGGCUUUAUCAAGACGCUUUGUCUUGCAGCACAAAGAGAGCGAUGCUGCACAGCUCAGGCGUUUGGGGCGUUUGAACUGCGCACACUUCUCAAGACCACAUCAGACAACGGUUUCAAAGAGAUUGUUUCAGGAGGGGCGUCUGCCUGAAGAUAAAAGCACCCCUGUCGGGUACAGUCCCUUUGAGUCCCAGCACAGAACUAUGUCGUGGCUCAGCCGCGGAACGUCGAACACUGACCUCAUCCGUCAGAUGCAGGCAUUUGGCGCAAUAAAGUCUGAGAGGGUGGCGAACGUCAUGCGGGAAGUGGACCGGGGCCUCUUUGUACCACCGUCUGAAGAUGCGUACCAGGAUGCUCCGCAACCGAUUGGGUUCAAUGCGACAAUCUCAGCGCCGCACAUGCACGCGCACUGCCUGGAGCUUUUGGAGAACCACCUGAAGCCCGGGGCGAGGGCGCUCGACGUCGGGAGCGGCACAGGGUACUUGACCGCGUGCAUGGGGCUGAUGGUCAAGGACGAGGGGGGCAAGGUGGUUGGGGUGGAGCACAUCAAAGAGCUGACGGAGAAGUCCAAGCAGAACGUGCACAACUCGGCCGCGGGGCCCCUGCUAGAGCAAGGGGUGAUCGAGCUACACACGGGGGACGGCCGCAAGGGCUGGCCGCCGCACGCGUUGUAUGACGCCAUCCAUGUGGGGGCGGCGGCGGAAGACACCCCCAAAGAGCUGCUGAACCAGCUGAAGCCGGGGGGCCGCCUGGUGUGCCCGGUGGGCAACGUCUUGGAGCAGUACCUCAUGGUGUACGACAAGGCGGACGACGGGUCCGUCCGGGAGCACACGUCCAGCGGCGUGCGCUAUGUGCCGCUGACCAACGAGCAGGACCAGCGGAGGCCCCGCGGGAUCUUCCGCUGAGGGUGCUACUUGUAAAUCGGAUAGACUGGGUUAGAAAAGGGUUACGGAAAGUGUAGAAACGGUUGAGGUAUGAUAGAUUGUACAUUAGUGAGAGGAGAGGAAGCGAGUGCGCUCUCUGCAGCUCCGCUUUUUGGUACAAGGGUCUUGCGAAGAAUAUGCAGAGUCGUUUGACAGGAGUGUGCAUAAUAGGAGCUGGCCAGCUCCCCCUCGUGUCAAUGAUCAAGGGGUUACGGGUCUGGCAAGCUUUACUUAAUGCUUGUUUUAGUCAAAAGAGAAGAAUUUGUAAAUAUGUACAUUGUGGCCUUACAUGCGAAGCAAUCAAGUUAGCACGACCUUCGUCUCCU